This is a messenger RNA of Triticum aestivum (bread wheat), 1783 nucleotides long. RefSeq lists its product as uncharacterized. The coding region runs from base 679 to 1752 and encodes 357 amino acids. The transcript is spliced from 8 exons. The record is from RefSeq and is a predicted model, not a curated record. Lineage: Eukaryota; Viridiplantae; Streptophyta; Magnoliopsida; Poales; Poaceae.
CCCUUCUCUAACUCUGACUUCCACAAAUACGUCGCCGGCUACAGGCUACUGAUCCUCGGCGGCGGCGGCACCGCCACCUAAUGCUACUUCUCCCCGCCGACGCACUCCACUGCCUGUUCUGGUGCUAUGGUUGGCUACCGCCUCUCUUUCCUAGACCUCAUCGUUCCCACCCUGCCGCCUCCCAAAUUCAAAUUUUCGUCACCCAAAUGCGCGCGCCUGGUCGAACUGUCUAGAAACCACCCUUUCAGCCCAAUAUAAAUACAAGUGAGCAGGCAGAUGAGACUCACACUGCUCGAACUACAUCCCAAGAAGCAACACGGUGGUCAAGCUCUCAUAUCUUCAAAUCGACAGAUUGUGAGGAGGUCGAUUUACUACCCAUCGCCUUCUAAUUUGCUUCGCCAAGGACCAAGGUCCAGAAGAAAUUUGAUAAGCCUAGAAGUUCCUGGAGAAACACUUGGAUUUGGGUGUGAAGCUGAAAAUUAAAAGCUAUUACACCCGAAAUGUUACAGCUCUCGUGCCAACAAAGUGCUAAAGGAAAACAAAAAGCAGUAGCAAGCCCAACAGAACUUGCUCCAAUGGCAUGCCAUGUGCUCGAACAGGUUUAUUUAUACGUGAACCAACGGAUGCGACAAAUUUAAGUUAUCAUCUUCAGAUGAUGAAGUGACAAACCAAUCAGCGAUGGUGAUUUUUCCUACUUAUACUGGUAUGCUCACAUCAAUCGACGGAUUGGAGCGAGGAGAAAGCUCAAAAGGGCGAAAGCGUGCACGUGAAGCAAUAAGAUAUGCUAGCCGUACACCAGAGCAAAUCCAAGCAAGGCGAGAACGUGUUAGAGCACGUCGGCAAAAUUUGACACCUAAGGAGAAGGAAGAGAUUAAUGCACGAAGAAGAGAGAAACGACAACGUAUGACACUUGAAGAGAGAAAUGCAAGCCAGCGAGCAUGUAGGCAAAGUUUGACACUAGAGGAGAGGCAAGAAAGAAAUGCACGCCAACGAGCGCGUCGGCAAAGCCUGCCACCGGAAGAGCGGCGGGCACUUCUAGCUCAACGUAAUGCAAGUUAUGCAUCUAGACGAGAUACCCCAUGCAUGGAUUCCAUUGUAUCAAAUUGCCCUAUGGGUUCAUUGCUGGGACAUGCAUCAUCAAGCUCUUAUGCCUUUAGUUACCCAAGUACACUGACUCAAACUUUUUCUACAAUUCAAGGUAAUCUAGAAAGCAUACCUGAAGGAAUGGAAGAUGAUCACAUAGUUUUCACUAGCAAAGGUGACGCUAAUACUGUCCAGUGCAAGGAACUCACAUCGGUGCAAUGUCCAACAUCUACAUCAGUGGACAGUUCAUCAUUGGCCCCUGAUGACUCCAUAUGCCCAGGUUCCCCAACGGAAAGCUUUAAUGUGGAUGAUGAUUUUUCUCAUAUGACCGAAGAAGAAGAUGAUGAGUACUUCGCAUUUGCUGGGAGAGGGAACACUGAAGAUUGCGAUGACAUGGUAGAUGCUUUUACAACAGACAACAUUGUUCCUGACCCAUAUGACUGUGUUUACCAGAAUAUACCAAAAAGUACUCACACACUGGUGCCAAAGCCUGAUUGCAAGCAUUGCGGCGCAAAGAGGUUCCAGUAUGAGACAAAUGGAUUUUGUUGCCAGUCUGGAAAAAUUAAGUUAGCACAGUCAGAACCACCCUUGGAACUUCAGAUGUUGUACACAAGUUCAGAUAGUGAUGAUGUACAUUUUCUCUACUCUUAUAAAAACCACAAUUGGUGAUGAUGGUGUGCCUGCCAACUUUGAUUCACAA